Messenger RNA from Stomoxys calcitrans (stable fly), 4463 nucleotides. RefSeq lists its product as uncharacterized. The transcript is spliced from 9 exons. Lineage: Eukaryota; Metazoa; Arthropoda; Insecta; Diptera; Muscidae. Bases 166 to 3978 code for a protein of 1270 amino acids. Gene Ontology annotation, biological process: protein deubiquitination. The record is from RefSeq and is a predicted model, not a curated record. Gene Ontology annotation, molecular function: cysteine-type deubiquitinase activity.
CAUUAGAAGUGUAAAGACGUAUUCUCGCAGUGACCGCACGACGGGGAAUCUUUUAAAUUUUAACUUAUUUUUUUAACUUUAAUCUAAUUUGGAUUUGUAUGUGUAGUGCAUCGUCGUACAUCGGUUUAUAACCACAAGCAAGAAGACCCUCCCUUCAAAUUUAAGAUGCAGCAACGCCAGUUUACAUCGGGUAGUCGCCAGGCCCCAGAUCCUUAUGAUCAAUUCCUCGAGGAACAUCAAUUCUAUCGCAAGCAUACGGCACGGGAUGCCUCCUGCUUGUUUCGAGUGAUAUCAGAGCAAAUGUAUGACACUCAAUUACAUCAUUUGGCCAUACGUGAAAAGUGUGUGACAUACAUGCGCCGUCAUAGACAAUUCUUCGAACAUCUUGUCGAUCGAGAUUACGAUGAAUAUCUGGAUGAUAUGUCAAAGCCAAAGACUUAUGGAACUUUAUUGGAGCUGCAGGCAGCUGGAUCUUUGUUUGCGCGAAAUGUUAUCCUGUUUGAACCCUUCGAUUUGGGUAAAUAUUUUACCGAUCACCGAAGCUAUUUUAAAGACGUUUUCCGUGUUUUUUAUACGCCAGAGAGACAUUUUGAUUCAGUAUUUACAUCAGAAUACAUUCAGGAAGCUGCCAUUUGUCAAUCGAUUUGUUAUGAAAUUCUUUACAAGGAUCUAUUUAAACUACCAGAUGUCGCAUUUGCUGUUGAACAAAUGUUGCAUGGUCCGAAUUUCGAAAAUAUGGAAUAUACUACGACAACGAAUGAGGAGGGCUAUGCUACAAGACUCUAUUUAAACGAUGGGCGAGAAUUUGAACUUGAUUUGCCGCAAAACACCAAUUGUAUUUUGGAAAAUUUUAAAUUGUGUCAUUUUCAUUACACCAAUUUUCCGAGAUUCUCGGAUGAUUUGCAGCGCGGUCUUAAGGAAGCUCAUCAUGAGGACAAUGAGAAGAAUACGUUACUUAUACAACGUACUGCAGAAUCAUUUUUACCCAAAAAAUAUAUGUCGUGUGUACGACAAUUGUUGCAGGAGAGUAUAACUCCAUUCCCAUACAAGGUGGCCAAAGCCUUGGAUCCAAAUAUGUAUCGAAAUAUCGAAUUCGAUUCGUGGAACGAAAUGCGCAAAGAAAUGAAAUUACAAAACUGGUACAAUGGAGAUUCCAACUUUAAGUUUGUACACUGCCAAAAGACCAAACGAGUUCGCAAAAUAUUCCAGGUUGGAGCCAAGUGUCAUGUUAAACUACGCAAAUCUGAACAAGAUCUCUACACCUGCCACAUACAGGAGAUAGCCGUGGAUAGAGGCCAAUGCAUUGUGUUUGUCGAGCAGCUGGGUGAAAAACGCUUAGUUCCCUAUGAGAAUCUGUCGCCAUUGCCACCUGACCAAUUUAAACCUUGGACAGUGCCAUAUCGCUUUCAGCGGCAUAUGCAAAAGUUCAGUUCUGUUCGCUUCCCAAGGCAGUACAACAACUAUCGUUUUAAAUUUAAUUCGACCACUGAACAUCACCAUCAUCAUCAGCAGUUUUGUGGUAAUGGCAUGAUGGACAACGACAGUUGUGGUGGCAACAGCAGCGACUACAUUAAUGAGGACGAUCCAAAACGCUCCCAUUAUUAUUGUACCACUUCAUAUUACAAACUUAAGCAGUACACGCAUUUGGAGAAUUUUCGGGCCCAAACUGUGGAAUUUUGUACUAUGCCCUUGACGGUAGAACACACUGGUGGGGGGGUUGGGAGAAACGAUGGAGGAGAAUCUGCGGAGAAAAAUGGUCAACAGCGAACAGGCGAUGCAAAUGAAAAUAAUCGCUCCAGUUUAAGAUCUAGCAACAGCAACGACAUUGGAAAGAUGGGAUCGGGCGAGACAACAGCAGUGGCUGUUUACAAUGGCGUAGGCGAAGAUCAGGAUGGUGUAACCACCAUGGGCUAUGCUGUACAGCAUGGCGAAGGUAUUUACGAAUUGGAUCCAUACAAUCCAAACGCCGGUGCUGCCGUAUAUAUGCCGGAUCUACAGUGCGUGUAUCCCACGUAUGCAGCCUAUACACAUACUAUAAGCGGACAACCAGAGGAAAUCUACGGUUAUUACAGCUACGAUCCCAGCAUGGCACCGGCACCAGCCUAUGUGUCCCCUAUGAACGGCUAUUACUAUGGCCCAGCCCCACCGGGUGGCUUUGUAAGUUCGGCGAGUGCCAAUCAAUAUAUUGGAAAUCCCCAACCCAUUGGAAUACCAGCACCAGCUCAAAAUGUCCCUGUGUAUGCUCAGGCUCCUCCCCCUCACUACAAUCCCGGUGCUGGUAGCGGGGCUGCAAAUUGUCCCACAAUACAAGUUUCCGGUUCGGUUCCCUCGGGCAAUUUUCAAUCUUCCUCACAACAGAACACCCCAUCAUCUCGCCGUGGAGUUAAUCACAAUUCUUCGAAUACUCCUGUAAGUGGGCGUAUUAACUAUGAUGCCCGCAAAUCCUAUAAAACCAAUGGAGGGGAUUUGCCCACAGAUGCAGCCACAUUGAGAUUUUUCUACAAUUUAGGCCUGGAUUACUAUCAUCAAAAGCAAGCGGCAAGGGCACAGGCUGGAGCUUCACAUGAAAACAAUGAACCGACGAAGGUGGCGGAGAUGAACUCUGAGGAUACCGCGGAGAGUGUGGCAAACGACUUGCAAAAUAUAAGACUAGAUGAAAAUGCAAAUCAAGUUGUGACUGACACAAAACCCGAUGCUAAUAAUAACAACAUAGUGGUUGAAGCUGCUGCUAGUAAUGCUGCUGUGUCAAAUGUAGAAAAACCACGCCCAGUGCCACCAAACAAUAAUAAUAAUAAUAACAGACAUUUGAAUACUGGCAAUGCUAUUACUACUACUACGGGUGGGACUAAAAACAAUCCUCGUCGAUACUCCUCACGAUGUUUUAAUAACAAGGAUCGUCCCAUGCAACAUCAACGUCAUCACGUCAAUUCAAAUCUGCAUGUACCACCACCACCACCCACCUCGUACAACACUGGGCACCAUCAACAACAACAACAUCCACAUCAACAAUCAUCAAGGAAUAAUGGAGGUAAUAACUCCAACCACAAGAAUAUUCCUGUAAAUAUGGGCGGUGGUGGUUAUCAAACCUCCACAACGCCCAAUUCUUCACGCGGUCCGUCCCAUCCACCACAUCAAUCGCAACUGCAGGCGCCCAUCUCAGUAUCAGACCAUUCCGCACAGACAUCACCAAUGGGUGGAUUCGAUGAUGCGUUUGCUGCGAAGGAUUCGCAUAAUUGCAAUACACCUACAUCCAAUAAUUCAAAUAUUAAUCCUGUUGCUCCUUAUGGUGUAUAUGGUCGUGCUGGUACUGGUGAACAAAUGAGUGAAGGAGGAUUGUACAGCGGUGGAUCAUAUGGAAUUCCGCUAGCAGGCAAUGCAGGUGGGAUAAUGGUACCUGUAGCAAUGACAUCGAACACUGGUCCACCUCCUCCAUAUGGAAUCUAUGCCCCACAUCAUGCCCCGCCAGGGUAUCAGGCAACAGGAGUACAUCCUAACUUUAUGAAUGGCUCUAUACAUUUUACACCACCACAACCUUCAAUGCCACCCGUCCCAGGUAUGGCAAAUUCUACUGCCUCUGGAUCAGAUACUACUGAAACAAAUGCGAUGGAUAUGAUGAAUGGAUUAGCCCCGUUGCCAUGUCCUAGCUAUCCUCCACCUCCAUUGCCUUAUUACUAUGCUUCAGGCAGUAUGCCACCUGUCAAUGGUGGUGGACCUUCAGCUGCAAAUGGUGGUGUUCAUUUAGUUGCACAUAUGGUACCACCGCCUACAUCAACUAAUCAUACACCUAUGCAACAACCAUUUUCGACUCCACAUCAUCCAAUUAGUCCUCAGGGUUAUUAUCUGCCGCCACCACCACCACCGCCUCUUGCUCAACAAAUGCCUCCAACACCGCAGCUGCAACAGCCCCCAAUUAUGACAAAUAAUCCAAAUAAUAAUUGUGCUCGUCCCGAUAUGGCGGCACUCAACAAUAACGAAUGAUUGAUGCCUAAGCAUGGCCAAUAUUAAAUUUGUUUUUAGAACAUUCCUUAUUCAGAGAUUAAAUGACUUAUAAUUAAUUGGUCAAUCGAACGUUUGUAUCUACCCGAACGCCACUUAAUGUUUGUAUCCUAUAGAUACAUCCCUAGACAUGCAUAAAUACUUUUUUAUAUUCCCGGACAUACCUUCGUACAAUGUAUUUCCUGUACAUUUUUUAUGGUUUGUCUGCCCUAACAACAGCUGUUUCUUUUAAUAUAAUUAUUAUUAUUUUUAUUGUUUGUAAGCAUAUUUGCCUAAACCAAGAUUAUCUUAUUUUUUAACUCUACGCAUAAACACCUGUUAGUUGUCAAUAUCAUCAGCAAUUAAUUAUUCAAAAAUUUGUUGUAUGUUUAGCAAAGUUUAAAAUUUUUAAUAAUGUUCGCCUCUCUUCGCCGACCCAAUUAAAUAUCUGCCCUUGGGUUAAUCACAACAUGAUUUAAAACAAGGUU